AGCUUGCGGUGUCAAGUUCUGCGAAUCUUCGAUAGCUUAGAGUUUCAGGAUUACGCAUCCUGCGCAACAAGUGCUACUAAAAAAAUUUUUAGUUGACGAUGUUUAAUUAUUUCUUGCACUUUCUGCUGCCACUGCUGCUGAUCUCUUCAGCACUGGCGGCUAAUGUGAUGAAGAAACAGUCGCCAGCAAAGCAGCCAGGAAUACAGCAGCAGCAGCAGCAGCAGCAACAACCUCAAGCAAAUGUGCCACAAUAUAUGCAGGAGUCCGAGUUGCCGUCAGAGCAGCCAGAAAUCAAAGCGGAAGAAGAUGAACAGACUUAUCAAAUGUUGCACGAACUGAAGCAGGACUCACGACUGCCUGGCAACAACUAUCCAUGGAAUCAGCAAACUAAUCCCUAUGAGAAUCAAUCGCCACAGGCUGCAGCAUCGCUGGCCAUGCCCAAGAUGCUGCCCUUCAUUGGCUACGCGCAACCAGUGCUAAUACCAUUUCCGCUUUACAUAGCACCGGAUAUGUUUUAUCCCGCCUAUCCAGGUGCCAGCAAUGAUUUAGAGGAAAUGGCCAUGUCUCGUUCCGCUGGCGAUCGUCGUGCUUCAUCCACAGCACAUGGCUCGCGCAAUUCGCCAAUUUACUACGUUCGACUGCCACCCACGCCGUAUAUGUUUGUGCCCACAAAUUUGGCAGCGCCCAGUCCGUUUGGCAGCGCCUUUUCUCCGCUGCUUACCUAUCAGCCCAUGCCCACGUUUUCCAGCUACGGUUCGGUGUUCAAUUUGCCUGUGAACUUUGUGGCCAAUGGCAAGCCCUCGGGCAUUUAUCAAAUGCACAACGCGGCCAAUGAGCUGGCUUCGUUUACUACAGGACUCGCUGGUGGCUUCAAUAUGCGUCCACCCACGCCCAGUAAUCCAUUCAACUAUCGACCCAUCUCGCCGCCAGCUGCAGCGCAGCAGAGCUUUGGUCUAGCCGCUUUGCCAGUGCCACAACAGGACUCCAAGUUGACCUCUCUGAAGCGUCCGUUUGUUUUCAAUGGCCGUCCCGAGGACAUUUACAUACUGCCAAAUAAUAUGAAUCCGCUCUACAACUACAACGAGCCGAAUUACUACUGAGGCAGCAGCUUGUUGCAUGUGGC
This is a messenger RNA of Drosophila busckii, 1123 nucleotides long. RefSeq lists its product as uncharacterized. Bases 99 to 1100 code for a protein of 333 amino acids. The record is from RefSeq and is a predicted model, not a curated record. NCBI's taxonomy places the organism in Eukaryota, Metazoa, Arthropoda, Insecta, Diptera, Drosophilidae. The transcript is spliced from 2 exons.